Molecule: messenger RNA, 573 nt
Organism: Tinamus guttatus (white-throated tinamou)
Lineage: Eukaryota; Metazoa; Chordata; Aves; Tinamiformes; Tinamidae
Gene: ATG101
Product: autophagy related 101
Biological process (GO): autophagosome assembly; autophagy
Cellular component (GO): Atg1/ULK1 kinase complex; phagophore assembly site
Molecular function (GO): protein kinase binding
Source: RefSeq, a predicted model, not a curated record
GCGGAGGCCCCGCGGGCCGGUCCCGCAGCGCCAUGAACUGCCGCGCGGAGGUGCUGGAGGUGUCGGUGGAGCCGCGGCAGGUGGAGGAGGCGGCGCUGGCCGUGCUGCACACGGUGCUGCUGCACCGCAGCACCGGCAAGUUCCACUACAAGAAGGAGGGCACCUACUCCAUCGGCACCGUGGGCACGCGCGACGUGGACUGCGACUUCAUCGACUUCGCCUACGUGCGCGUCUCCUCCGAGGAGCUCGACCGGGCCCUGCGCAAGGCGGUCGGCGAGUUCAAGGACGCGCUGCGCGGCUCGGGCAGCGACGGCGUGGGGCAGAUCUCGCUCGAGUUCUACCAGAAGAAGAAGUCGCGCUGGCCCUUCUCGGACGAGUGCAUCCCCUGGGAGCUGUGGACCAUCAAGGUGAACGUGGUGAACCUGGCCAACGAGCAGGAGCGGCAGAUCUGCCGCGAGAAGGUGGGCGAGAAGCUCUGCGAGAAGAUCAUCAACAUCGUGGAGGUGAUGAACCGCCACGAGUACCUGCCCAAGAUGCCCACGCAGUCCGAGGUGGACAACGUCUUCGACACCA